AUGAUCGCUCCCGUCCCAUUGUCAAUCGUCUAUAGUGACGGCCGCCACGUGGGCCUCGGCAUGCCUAGGGAGGCGAGCGGUAGCCGUCAGUCAGAGACCUCCACUUCCAGCCGUGGAGAGUCAGCAGCUAAACCACCGUCUGGGCCUAGGGUAUCGGUAGUAUACCCAAGCAAUCCUAGGAUGCCCAUGGGGGUGCCGAAGGAAAAUUUAUUCGGCGUCGACUAUCUUGGGCUGAACAAGAUUACGAUCGGGAGAUUGCCAGAUUUUGAGCGGAAUACCGCAUCCCCGACUCGGUACGGAUGA
Prunus armeniaca (apricot) is the source of this 303-nucleotide messenger RNA. The record is from the annotation of a GenBank genome assembly. Lineage: Eukaryota; Viridiplantae; Streptophyta; Magnoliopsida; Rosales; Rosaceae.